Molecule: messenger RNA, 1107 nt
Organism: Salvia miltiorrhiza (redroot sage)
Lineage: Eukaryota; Viridiplantae; Streptophyta; Magnoliopsida; Lamiales; Lamiaceae
Product: dehydrin DHN1-like
Exons: 2
Coding region: 166-831 (221 amino acids)
Biological process (GO): response to water
Source: RefSeq, a predicted model, not a curated record
UGAAUUGGUGGGGAUAGGCGCGUUAAGUUGAGUUGAGGGUUUAGGAAAUGAUUCAGGUUUUACAGCACUGUAAACUCAACAACACAUGCUGAUAGGCAUGUGCUAUUACUAAUAAUUUAAAUUCUCAUUUCAUGUAUAUGAUAAUUCGCCGUCGUUCUGUAAUUUAUGAUUAUGUGUAUACUUUUGCUCAUCUUAAUCGUGUUAAGGAAAAUUGUCCUGCUACAUCUCCUCCCUCUAUAUAUACGUUCAUUAUCUGCAUAUAGCAAACAUCAUCAAUUCCACCAUUUGCUACAAACAUCAUACAUACAUACAUACAAUAGUGUUUUUAGUGAGAAAGAGAAGAUGGCUCAAUACGGAAGGCAGACCGACGAGUACGGCAACCCCGUCCAAUGCCCUGGUGGAGGCACCGGUGAGUCCUACAGCACCACCGCUGCACACAUGACGGACCAGCACGGCGUUAUCGGUACUCAGGCCGGAAAGGUUACUCAUGGAACCACCGGCGGGGACUACGGGACUACCGGCGGAGGGCUAACUCAUGGCGGAGGGACCACUGGCGCAUAUAAGACCGACGAGUAUGGCGCCACCGAAGCGUUCGGAACUCACGCUGCUGGGGUUCCGGGGACCACUGGAGCUUAUGCGACCCGUGGCGGCACUUGGAUGACGGAGGGCAGCGGCCACAGGCCCUCUGGAAGUUCCAGCAGCUCGGAGGAUGACGGGCAAGGCGGGAGAAGGAAGAAGGGGAUCAAGGAGAAGCUGAGCAGACCUACGGCACCACUACCAUGCCCGGCGGCGUCGGAUAUGAACAAGAGCAUCAUGAGAAGAAGGGAGUGAUGGACAAGAUCAAGGAGAAGCUGCCCGGCCACCAUUAAAUAUUUAAAUAUCUUAUCUUAUAUAUAGAUACAGAUACAGUUGAAUAUACAUAUAAUAAGUCAGCUGCAGCUGCACCACUAUGAGUAUGUGUAGCUAGCCCAUGCACUUCUUUUCUUAGUUUUGUUUGAAUGAGGUGUGUACGUACUGUAUUUACUGUUUUCUUGGUCGUUCCAUUUGUAUUUGGACAUCUCUUCCUUUAUGUGGAGAGGAGUAUAAUAUUAUGUGUAAAAUAAUCAU